GCAUGAGAUGUCCGUGUAUUGCAGCGACACGGUGGGGCAGCUCAAGGAGAGAAUCCAGGAAGCUCAUGGCGUUCCAGUGGACCACCAGGUCCUUGUGUACGCUGGGCAGCAACUGCAAGACAUGAACAAGGUCUUGGGCGACUGCAACAUUCAG
Messenger RNA from Symbiodinium pilosum, 154 nucleotides. NCBI's taxonomy places the organism in Eukaryota, Dinophyceae, Suessiales, Symbiodiniaceae. The record is from the annotation of a GenBank genome assembly.